Coffea eugenioides is the source of this 2370-nucleotide messenger RNA. RefSeq lists its product as uncharacterized. The record is from RefSeq and is a predicted model, not a curated record. Gene Ontology annotation, molecular function: DNA helicase activity. Gene Ontology annotation, biological process: DNA repair; telomere maintenance. The transcript is spliced from 5 exons. NCBI's taxonomy places the organism in Eukaryota, Viridiplantae, Streptophyta, Magnoliopsida, Gentianales, Rubiaceae. The coding region runs from base 1 to 2370 and encodes 789 amino acids.
AUGCCAGAUCAACUUGUGGAACUUUAUAGAGGAAAUACUCCUGAAGCUAUCGAAUUUAGACAAUGUAUCAGGAGUUACAACAAUAUGUUUGCUUUUACAUCACUGGGAGUUCACUAUGACAAGGAUCUCAGUAAAAGAAACAGAGGCAUCUGCACAUUUCGAGUCCAAGGGCAAAUCUAUCAUUUUGUCAAUCUAUUAAAACCUUCUGAUGGCGAAAAGGCAUCAAAUCUCCAACUGUAUUUUCAUGAUACAGAACAUGAGAUGCAGAACAGAAUGGCUCUAUCUAGCAAAUUCAGAGACUCAAUUGUUCAACAGCUAAAAUCCAUUCUUGAUGAGAACCCUUAUUUUGUGUUUAUCCGGAGAUUAGCAGACAUUGAAGAUAUAGAUAAAUACAGAAUUUUCCUUAAAUCUGAUCCAGGAUUAGAUCAAUGUGUUUUCAAUGUUCCUUCAGUCUCUCAAGUGGCAGCAAUCUGGUCAGACAAUGAUAAUACCAAUGGAGACAGUCCAAGAGAAAUUGAAAUCUGCACAAAAGCAGGAGGCAAAAAAAUACUUAAGCAACAUUACGGUUGCUAUGACACAUUACAAUAUCCACUGAUAUUUGCUCGUGGAGAAACUGGAUGGCAUCCUGGAAUCCUUCGAAAGACAAAGGCUCAGAUUUACAACCAAUCUCAUCAGACCUGUGAAAGCGAAAAUCUGGUUUCUCUUCAUCAGUGUAAUGAUGUAGAACAAAUAUUUGAUGCAGAACAGACAGCUGCUAAGAAGAAAAAAAAGAAAAGACCAACAGUUUCAUGCCGAGAAUAUUAUGCUUACAAGUUUCAAAUGCGAGAUACAGAUCAAUCAUAUUUGCUGCAUAUCUGCCGUCUACUGCAACAAUAUUCUGUUGAUAGUUAUGUCAAACUGGAGACAUCAUGUCUUGAAUUUCACAUAAACAAGCAAAACAAAUUAAGGACAGAAGCAUAUCAAGGAUUACUCGAUAUCAUAGCAAAGGGCCACAUAAAUGCAUCAGAUGUAGGAAAACGUAUCAUUCUGCCGGCAAGUUUUAUAGGAGGACCAAGGGAUAUGAGACGGCGAUAUAUGGAUGGUAUGACCCUUGUCCAAUGUUAUGGAAAGCCAGAUAUUUUCCUUACAAUGACUAGUAAUUCUUCUUGGCCUGAAAUAAAGAACCAUCUUAAGGAACCAGAUGAGACUCAGAAUCGGCCAGACUUGAUUGCACGAGUAUUUCGUGCAAAAAUAGAACAAUUGAAGGAAGAUCUUUUCAAGAAGCAUCUUUUUGGUCAUGUUGCUGCUUAUACUUAUGUUAUUGAAUUUCAGAAAAGUGGUUUGCCGCAUGCUUAUUUCUUGAUCAUUUUAAAAGAGCAUUCAAAGGUGUUUUCACCAGAAGAGUAUGACAAGAUUGUCACCUUACUUAUAUUCUCUGGUUAUAAAAUAUAUGCUUCACGGACCAUGUGGACCAAUGAAUCCAAAAGACGAGAUGAUGGCAGCAGAGUGUACAUCAGAGAACAUGAGUUGGAAAAUCGAUGGAUUGUUCCUUAUAAUCCAUAUCUUCUUGCUAAAUAUGAUUGUCACAUCAAUGUGGAAAUAUGUUGUGCUAUUGAAGCUGUCAAAUGGGUAUGUGCUCCUGAAGCAAUGUGGAGAAAUUAUGCUUUCGAUCUCAGUGCUAUUAAUCCUUCAGUCAUUUUACUUCAUCUGCACCUCGAAAACUACCAGUCUAUGUCUUUUGAUGAGAAUCAGUCUUUAACAGAAGUGAAAGAUAUUAUCUCAGAAUAUUGCUCAUGCAUAUUCAAAAGCCUACGUUUCCUCCAAACAGACAAUGGAGUUGAAGAAUGCUUAUCAGAGGCUGUUAUCUAUGGAAUGCCGCAGUGUUUAAGACAGCUAUUUGCAGUAAUUUUAGUUCACUCUGCACCAUCUAAUCCACGGCAACUGUGGACAAAAUUUCAGCCAUUCUUAUUAGAAGACAUUGCAGUAGAUUCAUCCUUAACAGAGAAUGCAGUUAUCAUGAGAGUCCUUGGGUUAAUUGAUCAAUACUUACAGAUAAUGGGAAAGAGCAUAAAAGAUUUUGGCUUCUCAGACUUUAUUCCAGAUGUUCAAUUUAACAAUCCUGGAAAAGAAAUAGAAGCUGAAUUUGUAAUACCUGUCUCCAAAGAAGAUUUAGCAACAGUAUCUAUGUUGAAUGGUGGUCAGAAAUUUGCAUUUCAGAAAAUAAUGGAAGCAGUCAAUACAAAUACAUCAGCUGCAUUCUUCAUUGAUGGACUUGGCGGCACAGGGAAAUCCUUUCUCUAUAAAGGUCUCCUCGCAACAAUUAGAUCAAAAGGUCAGAUUGCAUUAGCAACCGCAGCAUCAGGAGCAGCUGCAUCGAUACUUCCAGGAUGA